This is a messenger RNA of Cebus imitator (Panamanian white-faced capuchin), 349 nucleotides long. RefSeq names its product 40S ribosomal protein S28-like. The record is from RefSeq and is a predicted model, not a curated record. Lineage: Eukaryota; Metazoa; Chordata; Mammalia; Primates; Cebidae. The transcript has 3 exons. Gene Ontology annotation, biological process: ribosomal small subunit assembly; translation; maturation of SSU-rRNA. Gene Ontology annotation, molecular function: structural constituent of ribosome. Gene Ontology annotation, cellular component: ribosome; cytosolic small ribosomal subunit. Bases 1 to 348 code for a protein of 115 amino acids.
AUGCCGAGCCCCGCCUGCCGGCCCCAGGCUGCCACGGAGCCGGGAUGCCGCGACCUGGAGCGCCCUCUGGUGGCCGACGUGGCUCGGCCCGGGUUACUUCAGAUUGUCCAAGUCCGGGAGGCCAUCCAGAGGUCCGUCAUCGUGGAUACCAGUGUGCAGCCUAUCAAGUUGGCCAGGGUCACCAAGGUCCUGGGCAGGACCGGUUCUCAGGGACAGUGCACGCAGGUGCGCGUGGAAUUUAUGGAUGACACGAGCCGCUGUAUCAUCCGCAAUGUAAAAGGCCCAGUGCAUGAGGACGACGUGCUGACCCUGUUGGAGUCCGAGCGACAGGCCCGGAGGUUGCACUGAG